Molecule: messenger RNA, 1958 nt
Organism: Pelobates fuscus (common spadefoot toad)
Lineage: Eukaryota; Metazoa; Chordata; Amphibia; Anura; Pelobatidae
Gene: CERS5
Product: ceramide synthase 5
Exons: 11
Coding region: 150-1334 (394 amino acids)
Biological process (GO): ceramide biosynthetic process
Cellular component (GO): membrane
Molecular function (GO): DNA binding; sphingosine N-acyltransferase activity
Source: RefSeq, a predicted model, not a curated record
CAUGGAGGCGGAGUCCCAGCAUACAGCCCCUGUGACUGAGUCCCGCCUAGUUUCCGUGUCAGAUUGAGGAGCUGGGGGUGGGGGGGGGUUACCGUGUCUUCCCCUGUGCUGUGCGUGCCGGAGGGAGGCCAGGUGUGUCGGUCGGGAAGAUGUCGGCUCUCGCGGCCUGGUUCUGGAACGAGCGCUUCUGGCUGCCGCAGAACGUCACCUGGGCGGACCUAGCGGACAGCGAGUCCGGGGAGCAGUACCCGCGGGCCGGUCACAUCCUCUCCGCCUUCCCCAUAGCGCUGGGGAUCUUCGCCGUCCGCCUACUCUUCGAAAGAUUUAUUGCAAAGCCAUGUGCACUUCAAAUGGGUAUUCAAGACUUCGGCCCGCGCAGAGCACAGCCAAACGCCAUCCUAGAAAAAGUGUUUAUGUCUAUUACAAAGUGUCCCGAUGGGAAACGGCUGGAAGGAUUGUCCAAACAGUUAGACUGGGAUGCUCGCAAAAUACAGAGAUGGUUCAGGCACAGGCGGAAUCAGGAUAAACCAAGUACACUAACAAAGUUUUGUGAGAGCAUGUGGAGGUUUACUUUUUACCUGUAUAUCUUUUCCUAUGGAGUACGGUUUCUUUGGUCGACUCCCUGGUUUUGGGAUACACGACAGUGUUGGUACAACUAUCCUUAUCAGCCGCUCACUUCGGGGGUAUACUACUAUUAUAUUACAGAACUGGCCUUUUAUUGGUCCCUGAUGUUCUCGCAGUUUACAGAUAUCAAACGCAAGGAUUUUCUAAUAAUGUUUAUUCACCAUUUGGCCACAGUUGGCCUCAUGUCCUUUUCUUAUGUCAAUAAUAUGGUGCGUGUUGGUACACUGGUCAUGUGCCUGCAUGAUGCCUCGGAUUUCUUGUUAGAGGCUGCAAAACUGACAAAUUAUGCAAAGUACCAGCGGCUGUGCGAUGCAUUCUUCAUGUUCUUUGCAAUGGUGUUUGUUACCACACGGCUUGUCAUUUAUCCAUUAUGGAUCUUAAACACAACGUUGCUUGAGAGCUGGGAACUUAUAGGACCAUAUCCCUCGUGGUGGCUGUUCAAUGGUCUUCUGCUGGUUUUGCAAGUUCUUCAUGUUAUCUGGUCUUACCUCAUCAUCCGUAUUGCAUACAAGGCCAUAAUGCGGGGCAAGGUUGGAACUGGAAAAUAUCACCCUUUGCCUGUAUUGAAAGACGAUCGAAGUGAUGUAGAAAGCAGUUCAGAAGACGAAGAUGCUGCAUUAAAUGGCACUAAAGCAAUCCACAACAUGUCCAGCAAUGGAGCAAACCGGGUGAAUGGCCAUGCAGCAAGUGGCCAGUGGGUGGAAGAAUGAGUCUAUAGAUGAACCUCCAGGAGAUGAGCGAAUGUGUCCUCACAAAACCAGUCCUGAACUCUUUUUAGACCCAGACACCCCUGGAGGGUGAAGCACUUGGUUAUGUUGCAUUGGGUGAACGUGAGAUUUUAUCCCAGUCUGUACUUGAUUUUUUGCUCCUCUGAGUCUGGAUUAAGAUUCUGUUCCGGGUCAGAACCAAAUGUCUUUCCGAUGCCAUCUGCCCUCCGUGCACGCACUGCAGACUUGACCUUUCUGAUAAACCUGCACAUCGCAAUAGACUGUGCAUCAACAAUCCUUCACAUGGCUCACCCAUUCUGCAAAAAUGACUGCUGUGUGCUAUAGCAGAGGCAGGGAGAUUGAGAUAGAUACUAGCAGAGUCUGGUAACCAUGCAAUGUUUGUUGUUGCUAGCAGCUCACCGGGCCAUCAUCAGAUCUUUGUGUUCAGUGUGAAUGAAGAAAGUCAAUCCAGAAACAGGCCCGGAUGUUCUCCCACUUUUGUUCCAGGUACAAUGACUGGGAGCCCAUACACGAGUCAUUUGGAAAAUCUGAUCAGAUGUGUGCGCCUUUAUGUAAUAUUUUAUAUAAUUGUUUACUUCAGUCUGUGAAAAAAAAAUAUAAUUAAAA